AUGUACUGGCAAACAUGGCAUGUUCUAGCGGCCAUUGCAACAGUCGGGAGCUGUGCUUUGGCAAGCCCUUCCACUCCUUGGGUUGCGCAAGGCAAUGCCAGCAUUCGCUCUGCGCAGACGUUGGGAAUAAGAGAUAUGGAUACGUGUGAAUUCGACCCGUCGGACCUUUCUCACAUCACGACGCUGGCCGCCAUAGGUGACUCCUACUCGGCUGGAAUUGGAGCUGGAGACCGUCUUGGAAACAUCGGUCAAGCAUUCAGCACGGGUAGUGUCAUUGCCAACGUCCUCGACGACCAGAUCCCAAAGCCUAGCGAUGAUCAGCAAUUGAUUUUACUAUCAGCGGGUGGUAACGAUGCUGAGCUUUCUAAUGUUCUGAACCAGUGCAUCUAUCAAUGGACAGCGCUCAACCCCCUCAAGGUUGCAGCAGCUAAGGCCAAGGCUCUUUACAAUAAGCGGUAUGGCUGGCUAGCAAAGAAUGACUUUGAUAUAUUAGCCAGCGGUUGUGACAAGCAGCUGGCUCGCACGAAACGUGUAAUUAACGGAGAGGCCUUUGGCAGGCGCUUAGACUUCGUCAUUGCGGCGGCGAAGAGAAAGCUAGGGUCAAAUGGUAUGAUCUACUACACGGGUUAUGCUAAAAUUUGGGCCGAAGACCUAUCAACCGUAUGUGAUAGUGUUAGCUGGUCAACAUGGAACCAUGACGAUCCAGAGAUGUUGACGAGCGCUCAUCGCAAAAAGAUGAACGACCUUGUCGAUGAGGUCAAUAGUCAAAUUUCGGCUGCAGUCGACAGGGCUGGCUCUCAAGUCAAAUUUGUCAACUAUGACUCUUACGUAGGUUAUUUCAACGGUCGCUUUUGUGAAGCCGGCGUCGACGAGUCACCAUCGGAUAGCACGACAAGAGACGGUCUUAUGUUCUACGAGCUCAGCAAGGGAGAUCCCUUUGGCUCGAACCCUUACAAACGAAGCCAAGAUUACCCGGAGAAUGGCACUUUUGAGGGCUCUGUGAACCAGUACGCCGCGAUAACACUUCUGUUGGACCCAGACGGCAAACUCUCCCAACAGACCUCGGUCUCGGACGACACUCUUGCUGCCACCCUCACGGAGUCGAAGCUGUCCCUCACUGCCGCGUCUGCGAUCACCGAUUACAUCCCAAAUAUCCUACCAGACGGGUCAGAUGAAAACCCCUUACCGAUGGAUGCCGAACAAACAGAUUACGGGCGCGUGUUCCAUCCCCAUGUUACGCUACAUGAGCUCAUUGCCAACUUAGUCAUCUACGAGAUGACGAACAAGAACCAAGUGGACCAUGGAUACCCUGAAAUCCCAGAGCAGUUCACUUUGGACUCGUGCCCUUGGACCCCUGUCGAUGUCGUCGAUAACGACUCAGGUGAGAGUGCAGGUGGCCAGCAGAUCGCCUUGGCAUCGUACAUCAACCCGCUCGCGGACCCCGCUGCUUGGACGCGGAUGAUCGACUACACAUCUGACAAGGUGAGCGUUCUGGUAGCGAAUGUCCUCAAUGGACCGGACACCACGGUGAAUGAGGACUGGGAGAAAGUCAUCCUGCGGGCUAAUGCCGCGGGCAAACGUGUUCUCGGCUACAUGCGGACCGGGUAUCUGGGAGUCAGCAAUGAUCACUUCCAGACCCGGCUGGGCUCAGCCGACCUUGCCGACUGGGUCUUACAGAUCCAAACCGACAUCGACCUGUGGUACACGCUGUACCCCGGCAUGGUCGGCGGCAUCUUCUUCGAUGAGGGGUGGAAUCAGUGCGGAGACAAUAACAAGUACGCCGAGCUGUACCGAUUCAUCACUGAUUAUACGAAACGCAUGCACCCCGGCGCGUUUACCGUUCUCAACCCUGGGGCCACAAUGCCGCAGUGCUUUGAGCAUAGCGCGGAUACACUCAUGACUUUCGAAAAUAGCUAUGACACGUACGUGAACAACUACACGCCCAACCCCGAUUGGACACCAAGCGACCCGCGCGAGCUCUGGCAUAUCAUCUACAACGUCACGUCGGAUGAUGUGGCCAAGGUUGCGGCGCUGGCCCUCGAACGAGGGGCCGGAUUGAUCCACAUCACUGAUGACAACCUCCCGAAUCCAUACGAUACUCUUCCGAACGAUGACUACAUGCAGAUCAUCAUGAAGGCCCUUGACGGUGGCAAGCCUGCUGUUGCCGACCCCACCGCCUAUGAAACGAACGGCGCGUCUGCAUCUGCGCCCAUCUCUUUGGCCGUCACCACCACGGACUACUCUUCUGUGAGCCUCAGCUGGGGCGCCAGCUCCCCGGCCCCGUACGCGUACUCGAUCUACCAGAACGGCAAAGAGGUCGUCCGCCUCCCGGGCAGCAUGACCAAGGUGACGAUCGGCAACAUCGACCACGGGAUCUCCAUCUCCUUCACGGUGCGGGCGAUCGGGGCGGGCGGGAGCGUUUCCGCCGACUCGAACGAGGUGACGGCGACGACGCUGGAGAUGCCCAACAACCAGCCGGUCACGAACGUCAAGGCCGGGGUGACCGCAUCCAAGACCACGGUGAAGGCCGAUAUCCUCAUUCCCUACGCCUUCCAGCGCGUCUUCCUGACCGACCCGGACACCGCCUGCGCGAUGCCGGCGUGGCCCAUCAACUACAACCUCGGCAACUACAUCUGCACGCACUACAUGGUCGAGAACGGGGCGCUGUUUAAGUACACCGGCGCCGCGCUGGCCGCGGGCGAGACCAACUACCCGUGGGCGUGGACUACCAUCGACACCAUCGCCGAGCUCCCGAUCGGCUCGGACGCCAUCGACCCCAACUACUUCGUCGUCGACGCGCAGGGCUACGGCCCGCCCACCAAUGACGCGACGCUCAGCGCCGGCGCGUACUGCACGGGCAAGGCGCCGUACGACUGCAAGGGCGAGCCCCUCUGCAGCACGCUGAACGUCAAGUGGUGCGACAAGGCGGUCAACCAGAUGAACCGCGGCGUCACCGUCUACACCGCCAACCCGGAGGCGCUUGCCCUGUCCGGCAACUGCUGA
Molecule: messenger RNA, 3003 nt
Organism: Aspergillus uvarum CBS 121591
Lineage: Eukaryota; Fungi; Ascomycota; Eurotiomycetes; Eurotiales; Aspergillaceae
Product: fibronectin type III domain protein
Exons: 12
Coding region: 1-3003 (1000 amino acids)
Molecular function (GO): protein binding
Source: RefSeq, a predicted model, not a curated record